AUACAAAGCAAAACUUCGUCUCAUUUGUUCACACUGAAACCACAAAACUCUCUCUCUCUCUUCCCUCUUCGCAUCAUUUUCUUCAUGACCUUCUUCUUUUUGUAACAGAGAAGAGCAAGAAUUUAUUAAAUGGGCCAUGAUAACAUCACGAAGCUCGCGAGUCUACUCGUAAAGCUACACAGAGCUCCUUCAGCUUGGCUCUGUCUUUAUCCCCGACCAAACCGAUCCAGCAGCGUCGACGAAGGAAACCAACAAAAACAACGGAUCAUCAAGCUCGUAAGAUCCGACGGUUCCUCCGAGGUCUACGACCGUCCCGUGGAGGUCUCAGAGCUCACAAGAGAUUUCCCAAAACACAAAAUCUGCAGAUCGGACUCACUCUACAUCGGACAGAAAACCCCUGUUCUGUCUGAAACCGACACGCUUAAGCUCGGACUCAACUACUUCCUCCUCCCUUCUGAUUUCUUCAAGAACGAUCUCUCUUUCCUCACCAUCGCCGCCUUGAAACAAAAAUCCGCCGGCGCCGGGACUCAUCAUCAUCAUCAACAUCAACAGCCUUUCUUUAUACAAAAGGGACAAACAGGGGAGCGUCUUAGGAUCCGAGUGUCUGAAGAUUUCAUGUCGGAAUUGAUGAUGAAAAACAGAGGAAACGAAGAGGAAGAUGAUGAAGGAGAGAGCGAAGGGAGAGUUUGUACGACGGUGAGAUUGAAGAAGGAUUAUGUUCAAUUGGUUGGUUUGAGAAAAUGGAAGCCGAAGCUGGAGACGAUAAAGGAGACAAAGGCGAUGAAAGCGACGGUGGUGGAGAAGAAGAAGAAGAGAAAGAAGUUUCCUGUGAUGAAGAAGAGAUCAUGCAAAGAUUCUUCUCAAACUGAUUCAUCUGCGAAGCGUAAGCUUCAAUCCAAAUUCAAGUCCAAAACUAAGAAAGCUAUUCUCAGAAAAUUAGCUUAAAUUUUUGUUUGAUAAAGAAUUUAGCAGAUUGUGUGUGUAUACGUAGAAAGUAUUGAAAUUAUGUAAAGAAACUGAGAGAAAAACAAUUUAAUUAGAAGAUAGAAAUUAUUUCCAAAA
Molecule: messenger RNA, 1062 nt
Organism: Eutrema salsugineum
Lineage: Eukaryota; Viridiplantae; Streptophyta; Magnoliopsida; Brassicales; Brassicaceae
Exons: 1
Coding region: 130-945 (271 amino acids)
Source: RefSeq, a predicted model, not a curated record